This is a messenger RNA of Rosa chinensis, 406 nucleotides long. RefSeq lists its product as uncharacterized. Bases 26 to 406 code for a protein of 126 amino acids. The transcript is spliced from 5 exons. The record is from RefSeq and is a predicted model, not a curated record. Lineage: Eukaryota; Viridiplantae; Streptophyta; Magnoliopsida; Rosales; Rosaceae.
CUUCGCCUCUUAAUACAGACUUGCCAUGAAUGAGAAGAAGACAAGAAGCGUGAGAGGUCAAGGAGUUGUUGAUUCAAGCUUUUCUCUGGCUGCACCACCAAUUGCUCUGUUAUUCUGGGUUUCAAUUGGGUCUGUGCUACCAUAUUUUAGUUCCAUGAUUCAAGUUGGGUCUCAACUUUCACAAGAGAUUGUGCAAAGGGAAAUGCAGGACAAUUUUCCUCAGAUAUGGAGGUCUCUUUUCUCCUUUUCAAUACCUAAGCAGUGGAAACUCUGUUGCCUACCUUCAAAUCUGCUAAAUAUGGAUAGUAUAAAGUAUUUGUUAAGAGUCUAUGAGACAAGGAUGGAACUUUUGAGAGCUGUAAUUGUUGGAGCUGGGUACUAUUUUGUCAUCGCUAGCUGUUGCUAG